This is a messenger RNA of Prorocentrum cordatum, 441 nucleotides long. Lineage: Eukaryota; Dinophyceae; Prorocentrales; Prorocentraceae. The record is from the annotation of a GenBank genome assembly.
AUGUCCCAAGAGGAGCGAUCAUCAGAGGAAUCGCGAGGACGAGGCUCGCGGCAGGCGCGAGGGGCACAGCUGCGGACCAGGAUCCACAAGAGCGGCCUCGAGGUCGGCUCGCCGGCGAGGAGGGCUGGCAGUGGAGCAAUGUGGGCGCGUGCGCGAUCGGCCCAGAGCCCGCUGCCUCGUCGAGCCUCAAGUGGCGCUGCCGGCGACAGGUCGCGGAUGGAGCGAGCGGACGACGACGACGACGACGAUGACCAUGCUUUGGGCGGCAGUGACACCGAGCAGUUGUUUCUGUCGACGAAUGGCAUGCUCAGUGUCCUCUCAAGCCUUUUUUCUGUCCGCCCCAGCCUGCCCGAACCCCCCGCAGGUGAACCUUUUGAUGCGGAUAGCAAUCUCAGUGCCAGCUCGUGUGCCUCAGUGACCCACGGUGGCGCGCUCGCAUGA